Trichoderma gamsii is the source of this 1848-nucleotide messenger RNA. RefSeq lists its product as hypothetical. The coding region runs from base 1 to 1848 and encodes 615 amino acids. The transcript has 5 exons. The record is from RefSeq and is a predicted model, not a curated record. Lineage: Eukaryota; Fungi; Ascomycota; Sordariomycetes; Hypocreales; Hypocreaceae.
AUGUCCCGACCGGACUUUUGGCAAAACGCCGUUCCCAAGUCGCUUGGUUUGAGCCAUCGAGGCUUUGACGGCCAAUCUAAAGGAUGGCCGUUGGCAACCUUUAAAUCGAAAGCCCGCCGGACUUCACUCUGCUUCAUCUCAAAGUCCUGGACGACCAUAGAGCGGCCCAAGCUGCCCACGGCCAAAUGGGGAGCUGCCUGUGCGCCGUGUGCCACUGCAAAGGCGAAAUGCAUUCGAUCCAACGACACGCCCGGAGCAAAGUGUGAUAGCCGAACAGCGCAGAUCGAAGAGCGGCUCAACGGCCUUGUCAGUCUUCUGAAGGCGUCCGGAGAGCUUUCCGGAACUCAGCGUGACCCACUCUCACGAGACGAUAACAACGAAGACCGCGGGACUGAAGGCUCAUCUGAUGACCUGUCCUCGUUCUCAAGCCCGUCUAGUGCCAUUCCCAACAUCACCAACCAGGCUAACACCUGGAUCAUCGACCCGACAUACAACUCGUUUACACCGAAAUCAUGCAUCUGUCACCCAGACACUCUGGAUGCACCCCCGCCUCCGGAGCCGGACGAGAUCCUUCUCGAUUACUACCGGAAGAAUCUCCAACCCGUCCAUCCUUUCGUCAUAGUCCCGCCCAAUAUCACCGCGGCUGUCUUGGCGGAGCAUCCUGAAUACGAAAGCGAUAUUUCCCUCGUCUACCUCGUCAGAAUACAGAGAUUGACAGAACGCAUUGCCGAAUUUAAUUCUGAAGACAGGGCUACUGAGGAAAUCUCUUUAGUGCCUUCGGCUCCUGUCUCGGCAUACAUUUUAGCAUUCCAAAAUGAACUCAACCAAAUUCGCGACUCUAUGCCUAAGCAUCUGCAAGAAGACAAGACUUUCCAACUCUUCCUCAAUAGUGCCAGCCUUCGUCUAUAUGAGCCUCCUGUUGUCGACAAGAAUCUGAUCCGCUCACUAUCCAAGUCCCUCUCUUCUGUAUCGAUGGCUAUGGAUUCGCCACUCGAUAAAAUAUACCGAUCAAGUGCCGUUCUUACAACAUGGUUCAAUUCCUGGCUUGCCCUCCCCAUCUCCACAUAUUAUUUUCAAACUACGGCCGUCGGCUCGCACCUUGUUUAUGCCCUUGUUAUGCUAGCUCGCUGGGCAAGAUUGUCGACACCAAGAGCCAUGUACGAAGGAAGAACAUCAAUGCCAGAUGACCCGAGCGCAAACAAUCCAAAUGUUGCUUUAUAUGACUCUGAUAUGGCGAAUACGCAACGCGGAUCCGGCAUGGCAUCAAGCAAGAACGGUGCACCUCAUGACCAUAUGCCUGCGCGUCCCGAUCUAGAAGAUUCGGACCUCGCGGCUGCUGUGGCCGUGUUGCGCACGCAGCUACAAACACAGCCCGGCCUGAUGAUCAAUAUCCCUGAGAUCCUUUCAGCGAUAUGUAAUCGCUUUGAACAUGCCAACGCGACUUUCCAGCUAUGCUCGGUAGACACAGAAAGAAUCAACAAAAAUAUUUGGAUGAUGACUGCUCUGAAAGUUCGCAUCGCAAGAGCCAAGCUCGAGAAAUGGGCAGAACUAGUGGCUGAAGGAGGAGAGCGCCUUGGUCAAGAGAAUCGAGCAGACGGAGAUCAAAGAAUGGCAGAAUGGCAAGCGGCGAUGCACUUACCUCAAACCGAAUGCAUGGGCCUUGAAGACCUGGGCAUUGUGCCGACAGAGUAUCAACAACAACCCCAACUGGAGAAUACAUGGGGGCAUUCGCCGAACACUCCGUGGACUACUGAUCUACUUUCUGGUUUCGAUCCAAGUAGCUUCUUUGAUGGAUACCUGGACUGGAGUUCGGUUGGUAUGAAUGUGGCAUCUCCAAUGGAAAGAUGA